Molecule: messenger RNA, 2101 nt
Organism: Moneuplotes crassus
Lineage: Eukaryota; Ciliophora; Spirotrichea; Euplotida; Euplotidae
Source: the annotation of a GenBank genome assembly
AUUUAAAUAAAUAAGCGGAGAUAGCCAUGUUCCUUGGACAUAUUGUGAUGGCACAGAUCCAGAACCAGAAACGAUACGAGCAAGCUUUAUUAGAGAUCUUGCAGUACCUUAAAACUCAUGAUAGCGAAGUGGAUAUAAAAUUUGAUUCCAAUUAUUGCACUAUUUCAGCAAAGGAGCAGUUUUAUGAUGUGGUUCAUAUUCCUUUUCAAGUGAACCAUCUCAAGACUUGUUACUACAGAAUCUACCAUGGAAUCAAUCCUAGCGAGGACGUUAAAAUUUUUGGAGGCAUCGCUUGGGAGGUUAUGAAUAUACUGAAGGAGCAUUUCCCCAGCAAGAUCCAUAUUUAUCAAGAAAAUUUAGAAAUCUGCGAUCCAUAUUAUAAGCCAUUGACCACAAAAGAAGAGGUCAGGAGGCAAGCCAGCUGCCUUGAAGCAAGGAAAGAGACUCAGUAUUUGUUAACAGUUGAUGAGCUAGAGGAUCUAUGGGCUGUCUUAGAUACUUCUAUUAAGAUUAAUGACUUCAAAAUUCAGACUAACUUGCUUGAGACAUUGCUGAACCCAGAAUUCACCUCAAAUGCUAGACUUGUACAAUCUUUUUGACAUGAAUUAAUACAUGAGCUAAUAGAAAAAGAGCAGUCUCAGAGCUUAUUUAAAGUCCAAGAACUUUCAAUCAACUUAAAAACAAGGUAUGAAGAUGCCAAGAGAAUCGAGGAAUCUAAAGAAGAGGAAGAGCAAGAAGCCUCUCCCGGGAAAUCCAAGUCAAUUUCAGCACUUUCUGACCAGGAGAGCACCUUCGAGAGACCAAUGAGCAUGAGAGUUUGUAUGUUUCAGAUCAAUGAGAGUAAUAAUCUGGAAAGAAUCACUAAUCUUCUGCAAAACUUGCACUCUUUCUCUAGUGAGAAUCUGUUUAAACUUGCUCAUAAGUAUGACCUAGACCAGAAGUUAAUCAGGAUUAUUCAAAAAUACUGCAAUGGAGAUUACGGGUUUGACCUGAAUGUUUCAAAAAUUGGAUCUUUCCAAAGAAAUUACUUCAGGGUCAUAAUGAAAACCUUCACUACAGAAGUGUUGGUCGAUAAGCUAGCUGACUCAGAUUUCUUCGAGCUUUAUGGACAGCUGAUCCAGGAAGCCCUCAUCUUUGCGUAUGAUUAUACCUUCAAAAUUGAUAUGCCGGCAGGAUGUAAAAUAUUUGAGUUCCUAAGAGAGUCUUUAGACAUCUUUAACCUUCUAAUGAAUCCGAAGUUCCUACCUAACCUCUCAGGAAUUUUAGAAAUCUUCGCUAAGUUACAAGAGAGGCUUCAAAAGGUUUCAAUGUCAGGCGAAAACUCAAAGGUUGGUUCAACGAACAAUGAUUUCCUAAUGAAGUUUCUUGAGACAAACUUUACUAAGGAUACUGGGGUUGAUGAGAUCGAUGUUGAUAAGAACUUUACCGAAAAUAAUCCUAAAUUACAAGAAAACCUCGUCAACUGAUGUCCUAAAUUAUCAGGUUUCGGGGAGAGACUGGUGUACCUGAGAUGAAAAUUUGAAGCAAUUGCUGAGUAUACCAACACAUCUAAUCACAUUCUUCCUGGUCUGUUUGGCUCAAACGAUCGGCCUCUAUAUAACGAAGGAAUAUCAAAAAUCCAGACAGAGGAAUUAAAGUUUGGGCAAGAUACUAAUUAUGGAAUUGAUCCAACAGAUCCAAAGAAAGACUAUACUAGGCUCUCUCGAGAUUAUGUCAGAAGCUACCAGGAUGUGAAGAAUGGGUACUAUGACAAAGAGAAUCUAGGCAACAGAAUAAAUGAAGAAAAUGAGUAUAAGAGGUCAAAGAAUAGUAAGGAGAUUUCACACAAAAGCUUUGUUCCAAGAGAGCCUCACUAUUACUCUGGCCAGAACUAUAAUGAAAGACCUUUAGACUACAACGGCUCAUAUAAGCUUAAGACUUGCACUAAGGAUAGGCAUGGGAGGGACCUGGACACCUCUCCAAUGAACAAAGACUCUGUAGCCUCCCCAAUAUCGUACCAGAGUAACAACGCAUAUGUGGAAGAGCCGGAUCUUAGGUACGGCGAAACACAUGGCCGGACAACCUUCCAAAGGAACCCUUAUGAGUAGACACUGGCUGAGUA